Molecule: messenger RNA, 6670 nt
Organism: Nanorana parkeri
Lineage: Eukaryota; Metazoa; Chordata; Amphibia; Anura; Dicroglossidae
Gene: NUP214
Product: nucleoporin 214
Exons: 40
Biological process (GO): protein import into nucleus; RNA export from nucleus
Cellular component (GO): nuclear pore
Molecular function (GO): protein binding; structural constituent of nuclear pore
Source: RefSeq, a predicted model, not a curated record
CGUCUGUGUGAGGCGUGCCGGGAGUGUUCCGGCUACAUGGAGGAGGACACGGAUGCCCCCCAGGAGAGGGAAACUAAGGAUUUCCAGUUCAGACAGCUGAAAAAGGUACGGAUCUUCCAACCUACGCAAGAACUUCCCAAAGAUCGCUCCAGUCUCUUGGCCUUAUCCAACAAGUAUGGCUUCUUGUUUGUCGCUACCGCUCCUGGUCUGAAGAUUUUCUCCACCAAAGAUGUUCUUAUCCCAGUAAAACCUGGAGAGGACACAAACAGCAUUGGUGCCACUCCACCUGGGAUUGAAGUGCCAACGAAAUAUCCAGUGCAUCAUGUGGCCUUGAGUUCUGACAACCUCACUCUGUCUGUCUGCAUGUCCUCCAAUGACCAUGGCUGUAUAAUCUCUUUCUAUGAUAUUCGCACACUAUUGAACAAGGCGAGGCAGCCUAAACACCCCUUUGUAUCUCAAAUACUUCUGCGAGAUGCUGGAAGCUUCGUUGUAGACCUUAAAUGGAACCCAGUAGCUUCCAAUGUGGCUGUCUGUCUAAGUGAUGGCAGCAUCUCCGUCCUACAGGUCACAGAUACAGUAAGCAUGUACGCCAACCUGCCUCCGGCAACUGGGGUCACUUCAGUAUGUUGGAGCCCCAAAGGGAAGCAGCUGGCUGUCGGAAAACAGAAUGGCACAGUUGUCCAGUACCUCCCAAAUCUCCAAGAGAAGAAAGUUAUUCCCUGUCCUUCCUUUUAUGAUUCGGAUAAUCCAGUUAAAGUACUGGAUGUCCUUUGGAUCAGCACAUACGUCUUUUCAGUGGUGUAUGCAGCCGCCGAUGGCUCUGUGGAAACAUCGCCUCAGCUUGUGAUGGUUUUGCUUCCGAAAAGGGAAGACAAGCGAGGGGAACGUUUCCUGAAUUUUACAGAGAUCUGUUAUUGCAGCAUCAGCAAUGAGAGGCAGCAUCAUUUCUUUAUGAAUUACAUUGAGGACUGGGAGGUCCUUCUUGGAGCUUCUGCAGCAUCCAUUGAAGUCAGUGUAAUUGCCAAGCUACCUGAUCAGAACACCUGGGAACUGUGGAUUUUGGAAGAUUCUGGCCGAGCCGAGCUACCUGUGACCGACAGCAGCGAGGACACAUUGCCUAUGGGAGUUGUGCUUGAUUACAGCAGCCAGCUGGAAAUAGCAAUUAAUGAGGAGAAAAUCUUACCUCCUUCCCCCAUACUUGUGAUACUUUCCACCGAUGGUGUCCUCUGCCCUUUUCAUGCAAUCAACUUAAUUCCAAAUGUAAAGUCUUUAACCACACACCUGGAGGAGCUCAGCAUGGAGGGGGAACGACAGCCUAAAAGUGCAUCAAGUGUUGCUUCUCAUCCUUCCCCAUGCCUUGUAGCUCCACCUAGUUCACUUCCAGCCGUCAAUCCAGCCUUUAGCACUCCUAUAUCCAACCUCGCUUCGAAUGUUCUGCCAACACCCCCAGCUUUUAGUUUGCCUGUCACUGCCAGCAAACCUUCCCAGGUUUUUGGUUCUGCCACAGCAAGUUUUGCCAGUAAGCCACAGGCUACUUCACAGGCGUUUAGUGCUCCUACUGCAGGUUUUCCCAGCAGGCCUCAGGCUACUCCACAGGGAUUCGUUGCUGCUGCUCAGAGUGUUCCAAGCAAGCCUCAGGCUACACCACAGGGAUUCGGCGCUGCUGCUCAGAGUGUUCCCAGAAAGCCACAAGUCAGUGCUGCUUCGCUUUUUGGUGUCACGGCGGGUCCUGUUGGAAAACCCCAAGAAUCUGCAACAUCUUUCAGCUUUACCACAAAUUCACCAUCUGCUUCGAUAGGAACAACCAACACUGGCUUUUCUGUGCCCGCAAGUUCCCAGGGAUUUUCCUUUGCCAGUCAGGCACCUCCAGUUUUUGGAACCUCCACUUCCAUACCAGACAACUCCACAAACGCCCCAGUUCAAGCAACCAGCUCCAGUUUUCCAUUCUCUUCUAAUGUCAAAGUGAACCUUAAUGAGAAAUUUAAUGCAGCUGAGGCAGCAUCCAUGAAACCAUUUCAUACCCAGUCGUAUCCUUCAACAACCGCACCUGCGAAGUCCACAGGGGCAGCUGUUCCGCAGAGCAGUGUUGUGCCUCCAUCUCCUCAGUUGCAGUCCACGAUGGCUCCAAACCGGUCCUUUCCUGAUGGAUCCGCACUGCGCAUGCGUUCGCCCCAAAAUCCUGUGCGGCAGCACGAGCAGUUCUGGAUUCUCGCCGUGGGAGCGUGCAGCGAUAACGAGCUCGACUUUUCUUUUUCUUGGUCGUGCAUUACAGGAUACAGGGAGUUCAUUCUUAGACCACUAGGUUAUGCAGUUACCGUCAGCAAGUUCCCUAAGCUGCUCCAAAGCAUUGUGGAGCCUCCUGCAGCUAUCCAGAGCAGUAAUCUCCUCCGCAGAGCCAUGGCAGACCCUACCGGGACUUUGCUGGGAGGAACACGCCCUUCACCAGCAACCCCAGUAAUGCGCCAGAAGGCGUUGAAGAUCAGUUCAUCUGAGGUGAAGCAAACGCAUCCUCAGCCCCAAGCUACGGACCCCAUUCGAAAUGCAAUACAAGAAGAGAUUACUCACUUUCAGAAAGAGUUGGAUGAUUUAAAAGCUCGGACAGCGAAGGCCCGUUUCACUGUGGGGACUGAUGAGGAGAUGAGACGGUUAAAGACUGAGUCCAAUGAUCAUGAGUCCUUUAUGCGGGAAAUCAAAGCUGCCACAGAGUCUCUACAUAAUGAUAAUGGCUGCCUACAAACCACCCUGCGUGAUGCAUUUACAACCGUACAGGAUGCUAAAGAACUAAAUGAAAAAAAAAAGAAUCCAGUCUACCGCCGUCUUCUGCAGCAAAGACCUCUAGACCCCAAGAGUGAGGCUCAGAUGCAGGAGAUACACAGACUCAAUCAGUACGUGGAAAAUGCUAUUCAGGAUGUUAAUAAUGUCCUUGAUUAUCGGUGGGAUCAAUAUUUGUACAAUAAGAAAAACCAGAGAAAUGUUUAGGUUGGAAUAUUUUACACGGGCAUUGCUGUUCCACAGCGAGAGACUCUUUUUAACACGCUGGCUAGUCAUCAAGAGAUCAUCAACCAGCAAAGACGGCGUCUCAGCCAGCUGGUAUCCAAUUUGCACGAGCUUGGACUGUACAAUCAGACCUCUCAGUGGAGUGUACCCAUAGAGACUGGUCAGAGACAAUUUGAAGAAGAGCUAAAAAACCUGCAAAUUGCAAUGUCCAAGACUGCUUUGGACUUAAAGCCUCCGCCCUCACCUAAAGUUCAGCCCAAGAUAGCAAAAUUGAAGCUGAACCAGCUGAGAAAUUUUUUGGCCAACAGGAAACCGCCAGUAGUUAGAUCGCUGGCCCCAGUCAACCUUUGUCGGUCAUCCUUCCUGGCCCCAAGUUACUUUGAAGACUUGGAUGAUGUAAGCUCAACAUCCUCACUGUCUGAGGCAGCAGAUAAUGAAGAGAUUCAAGCACCCCCACAGCGUGAAGCAUUUAAACGGGAGACUCCACCACCGGAGGCGUUUUCUGUCCGAACUGCACGCCACGCAGCAGUGACACGUACUACAUCUGUGCAGCCAGGGUUUGGAACACCAUUGCCUCCAUUUGGCCCAAAAGCCCAGUCUCAAGUUGGUCCAUUUACAAGCACUCCCGCAGUACCUGCACAGUCAAUCAGAGUGAUCCCACAGGGUGCAGACAGCACAAUGUUGGCUACCAAGACUGUCAAACAUGGAGCUCCAACUGUCACGGCUUCGCAGGCAGCUGCCGCAGCAGCUUUAAGGAGGCAUAUGACCAAUCAGGUGUCAGCCUCCCUGACUGAAUCUACCCUACAAACUGUACCCCAGGUGGUCAAUGUUAAAGAAUUAAAGGGAAAUGGGCCUGGUCCAAACAUUUCCACAGUGAUUGGGCCUUCUGUUCCACAUUCUGCUGCCCAGGUGAUCAACCAGGUGCUAGUGACAGUAGGAUCAGCUCCUGCUAAGCAGGCUCAGGUUCCACCACCCAGUGGAUUAAAGACACCAACCGCUCUCGCACCUACCAGCAUUGUGCAACCAGGAUCUGUGUUGGCAACCAGCAAAACAGGACAAACCAGUUCAAAAUCUGAAGCCCAGGCUACAACUUCAUCAGCUAGCUUGUCUUCUGGUCUACCUAGUAACAAAGUAUUUUCUUUUUCAUCACCGAGUGGUGCGUUCAUGAUGGGUAAUGGGGCUCCAUCCUCUGCCCCUUCAUCCAGUCUGGGAAGCACAGCUCAAGUAAAGGACUCUAGCCAGCCAACCCCGUUUAUCAACAACAAUGUAAACAAGUUCCAGUUUGGCCUGGGAACCGAAUCAAACUUUGCUUUUGGGUCUCCUAAGGCAGCCGGUAGUAUCGCCACUGCUAGCCAUUCAGAUUCUACAAGUGCUAGAUCAACCUCUGCCCAAGCUCCUCCACCUACUACAUCACCAUCCACUGGUGUAGGCACUGCAGCUGCACAGACUUUCCCUGGUGGGGAGACUCUGGGCAGCUUUUCAGGCCUGAGGGUAGGUCAGGCUGAAGAAGUACUCAAGACAGAACCUCCUAAAGUCAGCCCAUCAUUACAGCCAGUAAAAGCGCCUGGUGCUUCUCCUUUGACAGGCGGUGGAGGAUUUCAGCCUUCAAAACCUGUAGAACCAGAUUCAACCACAAGCAGCACUUCAACCUUGUUUGGCAAUGCAAAAUUUACAAAUACUGAGGUAGCCGAUAGAAUGUUUAAUCCAAGUGGGAUUAAACCUAACUUCUCAUUUACACCACCAGCCACUGCAACUCCUGGAAUCGAAGCUUCGUCCUCGGCUCCAGUUACAUCGCCUCUGCCGUUGGGUGGUUUCACAGCUCCAUCACCUCAGACUCCUACAACAACCGUUGCUGCUGCACUGACUACACCUGUACCCAGCUCUGUAUCUGGGGAUGCCAAGCAACUAGCACCUGAAAAACCACCGAAUGAGCCAGUGGCACUCCCUGCCCAGUUGCAAGCAUUGCUUGCUGCCACAACUGAGAGAAGUAAGGAGCCUGUUUCUGCCCUUUCAACAGCUGGAAGAACAAUGCCCACUAUUCCUGCUGUUAUUCCUACAGUUAUUAAAUCACAACCUGUUACAGAAAGUAAGACAACUGCGCCCGUUUCCAUUUUUCAAACCACUAUGAGCGCCAAUGUCCCUAUUACUUCCAUAUCUUCAUCGAUCAGUCAUCUGGCUCUUGCUGCAACCACCACCUCUGAAGAACCCCCUUCUCAGACUCCAGUGUUAGUAACAUCAGCUUCUACAUCAGGCCCAACCAGUCCACCGGUCACAUCUACACCUGCAGGGUCUACUGCAACAGUCUCUUCUUUUGGCCAGUCACCUGUAGCAGCUGCGCCUACUCCAACAACAACAACAGCUAGUCCUAUCUUUGGCCAGGCCCCAGCAUCCAGUACAGGUACUCCUCUGUUUGGUCAGCCAAGCAGUACUUCAACCACCACAUCUGGGAUUACUACUUCUGGCUUUGGCGCACCAGGAUUUGGGUCAGCAGAUGGGGGUGGAGGCUUUGGACAGCCUACCUUUGGUCAAACGGCAUCACUUUGGAAAGCCCCAGCUAGCUCUGCUAGCAGCUUUUCCUUUGCACCAUCAGCCUUCGGAUCACAGACAGGCUUUGGACAGGCUCCUGCUUCAACAGCUGCCUCUAGUAAUGGUGGCAGCCUGUUUGGAGGGUCUGCAAACCCCAGCGCUGCAAGUACAUUCUCGUUUGCGCAGCCAUCAAGCAACAGCAAUGCAUCCACUUCUGGAGGAGGCCUGUUUGGACAGAGCAGCACACCAGCUUUUGGCCAAAACUCCACAUUUGGGCAGAGUGCUCCAGUUUUUGGCAGUGCAGACUCAUCUACAACGACCACAUCAUCUUCUGCAUUCGGCUUUGGACAGCCAUCAGCAUUUGGUUCCAGUUCCACUGGAUCAGUAUUUAGCCAAUCGCAAAGUGGCAACGCAACCGCCUUUGGACAGCAGCCGUCUUCCUCCAACGGGGGGCUUUUUGGCUCAAGCAACAGUAGUACAGGUGGUGGAGGUUUCUUUAGUGGUCUUGGUGGAAAACCAAGCCAGGAAGCUGCUAACAAGAACCCAUUUGGAUCAUCCACCACUGGAUUUGGGUCACCCGGCUCUACCAAUUCAAACAGUCUCUUUGGCAACAGUGGGGCAAAGAGUUUUGGAUUUGGCAGCACAUCAUUUGGAGAGGAAAAAGCUACGGGAACAUUCAGUGCUGGUGGCAGUGUGGCUUCUCAAGGGUUCGGCUUUUCCAGCCCCACCAAGACAGGUGGGUUCGGCGCUGCUCCGGUGUUCGGCAGCCCUCCAACAUUUGGGGGAUCCCCUGGAUUCGGAGGGGUGCCAGCAUUUGGUCCAGCCCAAACUUUUUCAAGCCCGCUGGGCUCGACUGGCGGCAAAGUGUUCGGAGAGGGUACAGCUGCAGCUAACACAGGAGGAUUUGGAUUUGGGAACAACAUGCCUAGUGCCACAUUUGGCAACCUGGCCAGCCAGACCGCUCCAACCUUUGGCAGUCUGUCCCAGCAAGGAAGUGGAUUUGGUGGACAGAGUAGCGGAUUUUCCGGAUUUGGUUCUCCUAGUAGUGGUGCGCCAUCAGGAAGCAGUGGAGGCUUUUCAUUUGGGGCGUCAAACCAGUCUACGGGAUCGGGAUUUGGGGGUGGCUGGAGGGGCUGAAUGGAAGAAG